AUUAGCCAGCCUCGUUGUGAAAACCAGGACAACUCCUCAUCCAGGGAACGAAAAAAAAGAAAAGAAAAACAGGCAGGGAGACGGUGGGGUGGAGUACAGGAAGCUGGUUGAACAUGGGCGAAAUUUAAUCUAAUAACGACAUAAAUCAUAGUUUCCAUUUCUUCCCUAUUUUUACGGAACAAGACUGCGGAGAUUUGUGGAAUUUUUACUGGAUUGCUUUGGAGAUUUAGGCGAACAGCGAGGAGAAGAUGUCUCGGGGAGUGAUCCAGCCCAGCCAGCAGAAACUGGCAGAAAAACUCACCAUCCUCAACGACAGAGGCAUCGGGAUGCUGACCCGUGUUUACAAUAUUAAAAAGCAAGGACAAGUUUGGAAGUUCCCCGGUGUGAGUCAGAGGGCAUGUGGCGAUCCCAAGGCUAAGCCCUCCUAUCUCGUCGAUAAGAACUUGGAGUCUGCGGUUAAAUUUAUUGUCAGGAAGUUUCCUGCAGUGGAGACGCGGAAUAACAACCAACAGCUGGCCCAGCUGCAGAAGGAGAAGUCAGAGAUUCUGAAGAACCUGGCUCUCUAUUAUUUUACCUUCGUCGAUGUCAUGGAAUUCAAGGAUCAUGUGUGUGAGCUGCUGAACACCAUCGAUGCCUGCCAGGUCUUCUUUGACAUUACGGUGAAUUUUGACCUGACUAAGAACUACCUGGAUCUGGUGGUAACAUACACUACUCUGAUGAUAAUACUUUCUCGCAUAGAGGAGAGGAAAGCCAUCAUAGGGCUUUACAACUAUGCCCAUGAGAUGACGCAUGGAGCCAGUGACCGGGAGUACCCCAGGUUGGGCCAAAUGAUUGUGGAUUAUGAGAACCCUUUGAAGAAGAUGAUGGAGGAGUUUGUUCCACAUGGAAAGUCCCUGUCAGAUGCGUUGGUCAGCCUUCAGAUGGUCUAUCCCAGGAGGAAUCUGUCAGCUGACCAGUGGAGGAACGCCCAGCUGCUUUCUCUCAUCUCUGCUCCCUCCACAAUGCUCAAUCCUGCUCAGUCCGACACUAUGCCCUGUGAAUACCUGUCACUGGACACAAUGGAAAAGUGGAUUGUUUUUGGUUUCAUCCUGUGUCAUGUGGCGCUGAAUAGCGACGCAGCAGCGCUGUCUUUGUGGAAGUUGGCUCUGCAGAGCUCCACCUGUCUCUGUCUGUUCAGGGAUGAAGUUUUCCACAUCCACAAGGCUGCUGAGGACCUUUUUGUGAACAUCAGAGGGUACAACAAACGCAUCAAUGACAUCAGGGAGUGCAAAGAACAGGCCCUGUCUCAUGCAGGCUCCAUGCACAGAGAGAGGCGCAAGUUCCUCAGAUCAGCUCUGAAAGAGCUGGCCACUGUUUUAGCUGACCAACCUGGACUGCUUGGUCCAAAGGCGCUGUUUGUGUUCAUGGCGCUGUCAUUCGCCCGUGAUGAGAUCAUCUGGCUGCUUCGACAUGCAGACAACAUCCAGAAGAAAAGCACAGAUGAUUUCAUAGACAAACACAUAGCUGAGCUGAUCUUCUACAUGGAGGAGCUCAGAGCUCAUGUCAGGAAGUAUGGGCCUGUGAUGCAGCGAUACUACGUCCAGUACCUGUCUGGGUUUGAUGCUGUGGUGCUGAAUGAACUGGUUCAGAACCUGUCUGUGUGUCCAGAGGAUGAAUCUAUAAUCAUGUCUUCAUUUGUCAACACCAUGACUUCUCUCAGUGUUAAACAAGUGGAGGAUGGAGAAGUGUUUGACUUCAGAGGCAUGAGACUGGAUUGGUUCAGACUGCAGGCCUACACAAGUGUCUCUAAAGCCAGUCUCGGCUUAGCCGAUCACAAAGAGCUCGGUAAAAUGAUGAACACCAUCAUCUUCCACACAAAGAUGGUGGACUCUCUGGUGGAGAUGCUUGUGGAGACAUCAGACCUGUCUAUUUUCUGCUUCUACAGCCGUGCAUUUGAGAAGAUGUUUCAGCAGUGCUUGGAGCUUCCCUCCCAGAGCCGCCACUCAGUCUGUUUCCCUCUGCUUUGUACACACUUCAUGUCCUGUACACAUGAGCUCUGUCCUGAGGAGCGUCACCACAUAGGGGAUCGAAGCCUGUCGUUGUGCAACAUGUUUUUGGACGAAAUGGCCAAACAGGCCAGAAACCUGAUCACUGACAUCUGCACCGAGCAGUGUACACUUAGUGACCAGCUGCUUCCCAAGCACUGCGCAAAAACCAUCAGCCAAGCUGUGAACAAGAAGAGCAAGAAGGCAACGGGGAAGAAAGGCGAGCCGGAGAGGGAGAAACCAGGCGUGGAGAGCAUGAGGAAGAACAGACUGCUGGUCACCAAUCUGGAUAAACUCCACACCGCCUUAUCUGAACUCUGCUUCUCCAUCAACUACGUCCCCAACCUGAUUGUGUGGGAGCACACUUUCACACCGAGGGAGUACCUCACCUCGCACCUGGAGAUCCGAUUUACCAAGUCCAUAGUGGGGAUGACCAUGUACAACCAGGCUACUCAGGAGAUAGCCAAGCCCAGCGAGCUGCUGACGAGCGUCCGAGCAUACAUGACCGUGCUGCAGUCCAUAGAGAACUACGUCACCAUCGACAUCACACGAGUUUUCAACAACGUCCUCCUGCAGCAGACGCAGCACCUGGACAGCCACGGAGAGCCCACCAUCACCAGUUUAUACACAAACUGGUACUUGGAAACGUUGCUCCGCCAGGUCAGUAACGGACACAUCGCCUACUUCCCCGCCAUGAAGGCUUUCGUCAACCUGCCCACUGAGAACGAACUAACUUUCAAUGCUGAAGAAUACUCUGAUAUCUCUGAGAUGCGUUCCCUGUCAGAGCUCUUGGGCCCGUAUGGUAUGAAGUUUCUUAGUGAGAGCCUGAUGUGGCACAUCUCAUCUCAGGUUGCUGAGCUGAAGAAACUGGUGGUAGAAAACAUGGAGGUGUUGACCCAGAUGAGGACGAGCUUUGACAAACCAGACCACAUGGCUGCGCUCUUCAAGAAACUCACCUCUGUGGACAGUGUUUUGAAGAGAAUGACCAUCAUUGGGGUCAUUUUGUCCUUCCGCUCGCUCGCUCAGGAGGCUCUGAGAGACGUUUUGUCCUGUCACAUUCCUUUCCUGGUCAGCUCAGUGGAGGAUUUCAAGGACCACAUUCCCCGAGAGACGGACAUGAAGGUGGCCAUGAACGUUUACGAGCUGUCCUCAGCAGCAGGUUUACCCUGUGAGAUCGACCCAGCUCUGGUGGUGGCUCUGUCCUCUCAAAAGAGCGAGAACAUCAGCCCAGAGGAGGAGUAUAAGAUCGCCUGUCUGCUGAUGGUCUUUGUGGCAGUUUCGUUGCCAACACUUGCCAGCAACGUGAUGUCGCAGUACAGCCCAGCCAUCGAAGGCCACUGUAACAACAUCCACUGCCUGGCCAAAGCAAUCAACCAGAUCGCUGCUGCUCUCUUCACCAUCCACAAGGGAAGCAUAGAGGACCGCCUCAAAGAGUUCCUGGCUCUGGCCUCAUCCAGCCUGCUGAAGAUCGGUCAGGAAACGGACAAGAUGACGACACGUAACAGAGAAUCUGUCUACCUGCUGCUGGACAUGAUUGUGCAGGAGUCUCCCUUCCUCACCAUGGACCUGCUGGAGUCCUGUUUCCCUUACGUCCUGUUGCGAAACGCCUACCACGCCGUCUACAAACAGAGCAUCAGCGCUAAUGCAUAGACACACACAGACACUAACCACACAAAGGCAUACCUUAUAGUCUGCUAUUGAAUGGGGGUACAGACAAAACAAAUACACACUACCAGAGUACACUAAAUCCAAACUAAACACACUAAUCUAUGCCUACAAAGCCUCAGCGUGUUCGGACAAAAAAGCAACACUGUCGGCAUUUAACACUAAACGCGUAGCAUUGAAAACAAAUCCACUAAAAAUAUAAGAAGAGCGUAUGAAACACAAGUGCUCAAAUUAAAAAGAGGAGGGAAAAAACACAACAUAUGAACAGAAACACGAGCUGGAUGAAGUUGGGGGAUCAGUGUCUUUAUUUUAAUCGUACCGUUUCCAUGAUGUUGCCAGGGACCACGACCAUAGCAACACAAAAAAUACAUAAUGUUUGGUUGGUAUAAAGAACAAAAGUAUAAAUAUAUAGUAUAUAUAUAUAUAGUUGACACUAAAAUAUUUUUUUU
Molecule: messenger RNA, 4138 nt
Organism: Pundamilia nyererei
Lineage: Eukaryota; Metazoa; Chordata; Actinopteri; Cichliformes; Cichlidae
Gene: nckap1
Product: NCK-associated protein 1
Exons: 33
Coding region: 249-3674 (1141 amino acids)
Biological process (GO): cell projection assembly; neuron projection morphogenesis; cell morphogenesis
Cellular component (GO): SCAR complex
Source: RefSeq, a predicted model, not a curated record